Erythranthe guttata (spotted monkey flower) is the source of this 1026-nucleotide messenger RNA. RefSeq names its product chaperone protein dnaJ 20, chloroplastic. Gene Ontology annotation, cellular component: chloroplast. The record is from RefSeq and is a predicted model, not a curated record. Lineage: Eukaryota; Viridiplantae; Streptophyta; Magnoliopsida; Lamiales; Phrymaceae.
CACUCAUAAAAUUUAAACAAAUUAUAAAAUAAAUAAAAAAAAUGAGCUGCAAAUUCGCUCCAUCAAACGCCAGAUCAUCCUUCAAUCUCUGACAAAAUCCAAUGAAUCAACCAAAACCCAUUUCCCAGAAUCAAUUUCAUUCACCUCGCUCCCAAUUCACGGAAUCGAGAAUUUCCAUCAGAAACUCUCCGAUCGGGCCGCCGCGUAGAGCCCGGCCCGAAGUUAAGGCUGCGCUCCACGGGCCGCCGGCAGAAUGCGAGGAGGAGGAGUACUCGCUGUACGAAGUGCUGGGAAUUGGAGAGAGUGGGAGCACGCUUUCAGACAUAAAGAAAGCGUACAAAGAGAUGGCGAGAAAGUACCACCCGGACGUUUCGCCACCGGACCGAGUUGACGAGUUCACUCGGAGGUUUAUUAUGGUGAAACAGGCUUACGAUAUUCUUUCGAAUCCAGAGAGGAGAGCUUCUUAUGACAGAGAUUUCUCUCAGGGUUUUAAGGGCUAUGCUUUUUCAGCUAGAAAAUCAUAUAAAUAUGACCAGAAAAUGGAGGAAAAAAGAGAGUGGAAAAUAAGGUGGCAAUCUCAACUGGAUGAACUAAAGAAGAAGAAGAGCAAGAAUUCGUCAAAGGAUAGAAUGAGUUGGGGUGCUCGAACAUGAUUUUCAUGUAUUUUGUUUUUUGGUAAAUUACGAUGUUGUCCUAAUGUAAAGUCUAUUUACGAGCAAUACUCUUAUUUUUUUUAAAAUUACAUUCGGUUCUACAAUUUAUAGAUUUCUCACAUUAAUACCAUUUUGUAGAGGGUGGAUGUAAGAAUUUUACAUACUGCAUGGGCAUGUAUGUAAUUUUUCUAAAAGAAGGAUAUUUUUUGUAAUUAUACUCUCAUGGAAGUGGUUGUAAUUUCUUUUUUUUUUCCUUCGUAUUUUUUGUUGGGCUAAUUAUAGCUAUUUUAGUUAGUUUUAAGUAAUUUGUGCAUAGAUCUCAAUGUAUAUAGAGUCCAUAAGUUUUACCAACUAAUAUAUUUUUUUGGAAAAA